Cynara cardunculus var. scolymus (artichoke) is the source of this 633-nucleotide messenger RNA. RefSeq names its product pyruvate kinase isozyme A, chloroplastic-like. The annotation marks the transcript as partial. Gene Ontology annotation, biological process: glycolytic process. NCBI's taxonomy places the organism in Eukaryota, Viridiplantae, Streptophyta, Magnoliopsida, Asterales, Asteraceae. Gene Ontology annotation, molecular function: pyruvate kinase activity; potassium ion binding; magnesium ion binding. Gene Ontology annotation, cellular component: cytoplasm. The record is from RefSeq and is a predicted model, not a curated record. The transcript is spliced from 3 exons.
AACAAGCCAGUAAUUGUGGUGUCACAAGUUCUUGAGUCGAUGAUCGAAAAUCCUACCCCAACUCGAGCUGAGGUAGCAGGUGUUUCUGAGGCCGUUCGACAAUGUUCUGAUGCUCUGAUGCUAUCCGGUGAAUCAGCAAUGGGAUCGUAUGGUCUAAAGGCUAUAUCCGUGCUACGAAUGGCUAGCACCCGAAUGGAACUAUGGAGCCAUGAGGUGAACCGAGUUCAAAAGUUUCUUCCUCCACUUGGAGUGUCGUUGCUAGAUCAAAUAGCCGAACAAAUCUGCAACUGUGCUGGCCAAAUGGCAAACAAGCUUGAAGUGGAUGCUUUUUUUAUGUACACAAAACACGGAGAAAUGGCAUCACUUUUAUCUCGCAACCGACCAAACCCUCCGAUAUUUGCAUUCACAAAUGAAAACAGCACAAGAAUGGCGUUGAAUUUGCAAUGGGGAGUUGUCCCGAUCGCGUUUGACUUAUCGGAUGAUAUGGGUGCUAAUAUUUCUAGAACCACUGAUCUAAUGAAAGCAAAAGGGAUGGUGAAUGUCGGAGACGCUAUUCUGGUUGUUUCCGACGUGAUUCUAGCGUGUGUGACCCCGGCCGUUUAUCAAUCGCUCAAAGUUAUCGUCAUCGAAUGA